Messenger RNA from Phascolarctos cinereus (koala), 1196 nucleotides. RefSeq names its product transmembrane protein 174 (gene TMEM174). The record is from RefSeq and is a predicted model, not a curated record. NCBI's taxonomy places the organism in Eukaryota, Metazoa, Chordata, Mammalia, Diprotodontia, Phascolarctidae.
UCAGACCUUUAUUCUUCCAAACAAAGUCGACCCGGUUGUGUGUUCUACUCUGUUAACCACGGGAGCACAAAGUUCUACAUAACUAAUCUGAAUCUGUGACUUGUUUUUAUGCCACUGAGGAUCUCUUGCGAGUUCCAUUUUUUCCUGAUCAGGAAAGGAUUCUCUCCUGAAUAAUGCAGCAGAACAGCAACUGCGUGGAAGACUUCCCUCUCAAUGUAUUCUCAGUCACUCCUUAUACACCCAGCACAGCUGACAUCCAAGUGUCUGAUGAUGAUAAGGCAGGAGCCACGUUGCUGUUCUCAGGUAUCUUUCUGGGACUGGUGGGGAUCACAUUCACAGUGAUGGGCUGGAUCAAGUACCAGGGCGUCUCUCACUUUGAGUGGACACAGCUUCUUGGCCCGAUUUUACUCUCAGUUGGGGUGACGUUUAUCCUGAUCGCCGUGUGCAAGUUUAAAAUGCUCUCUUGUCAGUCUUGCAAAGAAAGUGAGGAAAGAACACUGGACACAGACCAGACUCUGAGUGGACAGUCUUUUGUUUUCACUGGGAUCAACCAACCUAUAACAUUCCACGGGGCAACUGUGGUGCAGUAUAUUCCUUCUUACGCAUCUCAGGACACCGUCGGGGUAAAUGCCACUUAUCUGCCCCCAGUGGUGAACCCUUUUGGUGUUGCAAACCCAGGAGGGCCAACAGUGCCUGCUCCAAGUCCCCCUCAGUAUUGUACCAUCUAUCCUCAUGAUAAUGCUGCGUUUAUUGAUGACGAGCUCUACCCUUCCUAUAUGGACUUGGAUCACAGAAAUGAUAACAGGUCAACUACUGAUGCUGAACAACUAGAGGAGGUACAGCUAGAAGACAACUGUCGUGACUGCUUUUCUCCUCCCUCAUAUGAGGAAAUAUACUCCAUCCCACGCUAGACACUAAAUUUCUAGGGGAACCAAGGACUAAAACCACUAUUUUCUAACUGAAGGUUUUUAAUUCAUAGCUUCUAACAGGAAGAUAAGACCGCAGGUUCCCAAAGCACCCCCUCAUGGUAUAGAUGAACCCUCAGUUUCUCAUGGGUGAGGUUGAAGAGAAAAAUCUCUCCCUGUAAGUCAGUGGGGAAUUCCCACUCCUGUCUUCAUUCCUUCACGAAGGAUAUCCUCUGUUCUCCUUACAAGUUUCUAGAGCAGGGAUUUUACCACUUAAUUCUUAAUAGGAGC